Carcharodon carcharias (great white shark) is the source of this 1040-nucleotide messenger RNA. RefSeq names its product vesicle transport protein GOT1B-like. The transcript is spliced from 4 exons. Gene Ontology annotation, biological process: retrograde transport, endosome to Golgi; endoplasmic reticulum to Golgi vesicle-mediated transport. The record is from RefSeq and is a predicted model, not a curated record. NCBI's taxonomy places the organism in Eukaryota, Metazoa, Chordata, Chondrichthyes, Lamniformes, Lamnidae. Gene Ontology annotation, cellular component: membrane; endoplasmic reticulum. The coding region runs from base 21 to 395 and encodes 124 amino acids.
UAGGGAUCGGAGCGGGACUGAUGGGAUUCGGAGUCUUUUUCCUUCUGUUUGGUGUCCUCUUGUAUUUUGACAGAGUGCUCCUUGCAUUUGGAAAUAUCCUCUUUGUGUCCGGCCUUCCCUUCAUCACGGGGCUGCAGAACACGUUUCGAUUCUUCUUCCAGAGGCAGAAGAUGAAAGGCUCGAGCUUCUUCCUGGCUGGGAUUCUGCUGGUUCUGCUCAGGUGGCCUGUCAUUGGCGUGUUGUGCGAAAGCUACGGAUUUUUUCUACUUUUCAAGAGCACUCUCCCACUUGUAGCUGAAUUGCUUUCCAAGAUUCCAGUCCUGGGAUUAAUCUUUACAUUCCCUGGACUCAGCGUGGUGUUGAAGAAAUUUAGCGAGAGAGGCUCUUUGGUGUGAAGACAAACCAAGAAACUAUGAAACUUAAUAAGCAAUUGAAGAAGUAAUCUGAUUAAAACAUAUUCAGCUUUGGCCGAUACCACAUGAACCUAAUUUUUCCUGCCCAGUGUUGCAGGAAAGCUGUUUAUUCCAAUGGACCAAUAUCUUCUUGUUCACUCCUGUUCAUUCUGAGUCUGCUGACCUACUUGGUUCCCGAGUCCACUAACGCCCUAUCCGCUUCUUCAAAUCCUCCCAUAGCUUCACCUCUCCCUAUCUCUGUAACCUACUCCAGCCUUAUGACCUCUGAGAUCUCUGCCCUCCUCUAAUUUGGGCCCCCUGUACAUCGCCAACCUUCACCGCUCCAACACUGGUAUCUGUGCUUUCAGCCUAGUAGCCCAGAAGAUCUGGUAUUCCCUCCUUAAACCUCUUCACAAGCUCUGAAAUUCCCUCCCGAAACCUCUUCACCUCUCAACCUUUCUUUCCUCCUUUAAGGUGUUCCUUAAACCCUACCUCUUUGACUAAGCUUUUGGCCACCUCUCCCAAUAUCUCCUCAUGUGAACUCGGGUGAAGCGCCUUGAGAUGUUUUACCACAUUAGAGGCACUAUAUAAAUGCAAGUUGUUGCUCCCUUAAAGGAACAUUUAUUAUUGAUCUUUCUCCUCCUGUCU